AUGUCACACAUCGAUGCUCUGAUGCCGCAUUAUGACCAUCUCUUUGCGCGAGAUGGUGGCCUUCACCCUCCUCCACAAGUUCUGCGCAGCUGGCCCACGCCGAACUACAUCAAUCCAGAGGAGCGAGGACGGACUUCAUCGAUUGUGUUGUCAGCAGUACUUGGCGUGACGUUUUUCGUAUACAUUGCACGCAUGUGGGCACGUCUAGGUCUCGGGAAGAACGCUGGAUGGGAUGACACACUCAUGAGCCUUGCUAUUGUACCACUGUUCGGUCUGACAAUAUCAGUUAUACUUGCUAUUAGGAUAUACGGUUUCCAGUGGCAUGCUUGGGACCAAACGAAAGAGAGCUUGGUCACUACCCGACAGAUUACAAUGUGCAUCGAGAUCAACUAUAUGAUCUGUACGACAUUGAUCAAGAUCUCGAUUCUUUGCUUUUAUCGACGCAUCACUGCCUCGCUCACCAUCACCUUUGUGUAUUGGGUUUGGGGAUCUAUCGUCUUCUGCGUUCUGUAUGGGAUUACCUUUGUGCUGUUGAUAUCCUUCACUUGCUCCCCGGCUCACGGUUUUUUCCACAUCUUCGACGUUGCUUGGAGGUCUCAGCACGAGCUGACUUGCCGCGAUGAAGGAGCUAUUAUUGUGGCUGUUGCUGCUAUCAGCACUGUGCAGGACUUCAUUAUCUGCCUGCUUCCUAUUUUCCUCAUCUGGAACCUUCGGAUUUCCAAGACUCAGAAGUUUGCUUUGUGUGGUAUCUUUGCGCUCGGCCUUGUGACCUGCAUCUGCGGCAUCUUGCGCACGUACUUCGCAACGUAUGUGUACUACUACACUUAUGACAUCACAUGGUACGCUUACUAUGGCUGGAUCUGGACAGCUCUCGAGGCCGACUUGGCUGUCAUCUGUGCCUCCGCUCCAGCGCUCAAGAUGUUCUUCCGCCGUUACUUCAACAUGAAAACUUCCCGUUCCGACUACGCGGUAUCUGGGGGUAGAACAGAGGUGCCCAUGAUGCUGGAGGUGCAAAUUGACAGAAGAGACGAUGCAUCCCAAAGCAGUUUCGCUAGCACAAGGAAGCUCAUUGCCUUGUCUACGCUACAGGAUGACCCCGGGCAGGGCGCAAGUCCGUGGAGACGGGUUUGUCGUACAGUCUGCGCAGCUCUGCAGCCGCUGAGUAGAGGGACCCAAUCGAGAAGCCAGAACAAGGAUGUCGAGAUCGGUACAGCGAGGUGA
Messenger RNA from Ascochyta rabiei, 1221 nucleotides. RefSeq lists its product as uncharacterized. The transcript has 5 exons. The record is from RefSeq and is a predicted model, not a curated record. The coding region runs from base 1 to 1221 and encodes 406 amino acids. Lineage: Eukaryota; Fungi; Ascomycota; Dothideomycetes; Pleosporales; Didymellaceae.